CUUCAUUCCUAUCCUCUUUUUCCAUCUCUCUCCAGCUCCUCUCCACAGCACAUUGGAGAGUGCUGUGGUUGGCUGAAACAGAAGUUGACUGAGAUGAAUGAAGAACAGUACCACAUCAUACACCAGCAUCAGGAACAGGCCGUCAACUGCGUUGUGGGGAACAUAGUGUAUGAACGUCUAGCUGACCACGGUCCUAAACUGGGUCCUGUUACCAGAAAAGAGCCUCUUGUCACCAGGUAUUUCACCUUCCCCUUUGAGGAAAUGACUUUAGAGGAGGAGAUGGAGUUUUUAAACAAACCAGAUAAGAUGUGCCACUUCUUGGCUCACAACGGCUGGGUGAUGGGUGAUGAUCCACUGCGCAACUUUGCUGAACCAGGAUCCAAUGUGUACCUGCGUCGGGAGCUGAUCUGCUGGGGAGACAGUGUCAAACUCCGCUAUGGAAAAGGACCUGAGGAUUGCCCCUACCUGUGGGAGCACAUGCAGAAAUACACUGAAAUUACUGCCAAAUAUUUCCACGGAGUCCGAUUGGACAACUGCCAUUCUACACCCUUGCAUGUUGCUGAGGUACUGUCAACUCCAACCGGAUUGCUAUGUUCUCUGGUGCCAGAAGAAGAAGCAGAGCGCGAAGAAGAAGCAAAGAACAAAGAAUCUAAGAGAGUUGUGCUGUGA
Molecule: messenger RNA, 669 nt
Organism: Poecilia latipinna (sailfin molly)
Lineage: Eukaryota; Metazoa; Chordata; Actinopteri; Cyprinodontiformes; Poeciliidae
Product: glycogen debranching enzyme-like
Exons: 5
Coding region: 94-669 (191 amino acids)
Biological process (GO): glycogen catabolic process
Molecular function (GO): amylo-alpha-1,6-glucosidase activity; 4-alpha-glucanotransferase activity
Source: RefSeq, a predicted model, not a curated record